Strongylocentrotus purpuratus (purple sea urchin) is the source of this 2839-nucleotide messenger RNA. Its product is annotated as tubulin polyglutamylase TTLL11-like. Bases 117 to 2195 code for a protein of 692 amino acids. Gene Ontology annotation, molecular function: tubulin binding; tubulin-glutamic acid ligase activity. NCBI's taxonomy places the organism in Eukaryota, Metazoa, Echinodermata, Echinoidea, Camarodonta, Strongylocentrotidae. The transcript is spliced from 7 exons. Gene Ontology annotation, cellular component: cilium. The record is from RefSeq and is a predicted model, not a curated record. Gene Ontology annotation, biological process: microtubule cytoskeleton organization; protein polyglutamylation.
CGCCCAGCUUCAGCAAUGUCAGAUGUGAAUUAAUUAUUGCAACUGUUGGAUUUUUAACUCAUAUUACGCAAAUAUCAUGGGCUAAUUUAAGGUGACAAUCAUAGCGAUGGGUUUUAAUGAUGUCGGCAUCUUCAGAUGGUUCAAAUGCUGGUAAUGGCACAAAGUUGGAGCCGAUAUAUCCACGAUCUACGCAUGCACAAAUAGCAUAUGAAGAAUGCCUGAAAAAUCAAAUAGCACAACUCCUCGUAGAAAAUCAACGGGAAGCUAAGGCUAUCGCGGGCCGCCCCAGGCCCAGCACCGAUGGAGAUGCAGGUUUGAAACCGACGCCGAACUAUAAAUCCCUAGCAUUUAACAAUCCCAGUUCACGUUUAACCGCUGACGAUACAUCGAAUGUCAAAUCGAAAACACAAGGAAAGAAAAAUGAAAGAAGUACAAAAGAUGAACAGAAAUCUCGUAGUCGAAGUGGGAGAAGGAGACGACGUCAAAACAUCUUGAUGGUCAACACCUCAAAAGCAAGAUCAAGUGGAGAAGUUUUGAGAGUUAGUCUCAAUGAAUUAGGAUGGCGUUGGAAAGAGUCUACUGGCAGUCAGCGCGUACCGUGUGAUCUCUUCUGGAAUGGAGUAUCCUUCGAUGAUUGUGAAACUAAACCCCUUGGAGGAAUGGUCAAUAAAUUCCCAGGUCUGUUGGAACUCGUACGCAAGGCCCAGCUCUCCAAACUACUGCAUCAAAUGAGACAACUCUUCCCCGAUGAGUACAGCUUCUACCCACGCACCUGGAUCCUUCCCGAGCAGUACCAUGUUUUCUGUGCGGAGGUGGCGACCUUCACCCAGAAGUACCCUCGAGCCAAGCCAGUCUUCAUCGUCAAACCAGAUGACGGGUGUCAGGGCGAAGGGAUCUACUUAAUCUCUAACCCUCACCAUAUGUCCACUACCGGCCUCACCAAGCCUGCCGUUGUCCAGGAGUACAUACCAAGGCCGCUCCUUCUAGAACGCCUCAAGUUUGAUCUACGCAUCUACGUCAUGCUUGCCUCCAUCGACCCACUCAGGAUCUACAUCUGCAAGGAAGGCAUGGCUCGGUUCUGCACCGUGCCGUACCAAGAACCAACCACACGCAACCUCCACGUCACCUACAUGCACUUGACAAACUACUCCCUCAAUAAAUUCAGCAAUAAUUUUGUGCACACCGACUCGACGGAUCGGGGCAGCAAGCGGACCAUGACCAGCGUGUUCGGUACCCUGGCCAAUAGGGGCAUGAAUACCCCACGAAUGUGGGAGGAGAUCCAGGAACUAGUUGUCAAGACGAUCACGGCCAUGCUGCCCGACCUACGUGUCGUGUGGGAGGCAGAGUUUCCUCCGAAGAGAUCCAACCCAACGUGCUUUCAGAUCAUGGGCUUUGACAUCCUCCUGACGAGCAAACUAAAGCCUGUCCUGCUCGAGGUCAAUGCCAAUCCUAGCCUGAGACUGGACUUUGAGCAUCAUCUUCCUAACGGUCUGGUGGAGAUCCUACCUAGUCCGGUCGACGAAGAGAUCAAGAUACCGCUCAUCACGGACGUGCUCAGGCUUCUGAGACCAGGAAAGUUCUCCAAGGGUCUCAAGAGUGCAGCGAGACGAAACCAGAUACCGGUAGUCAAUCUGGAUGCGGGAGACGUUCCAAGUCAUCGACUCGAGGUUGAACCGACGUCCGAAGACGAGGAGGACCCCCUCUACGACUCCUGCUUGGAGGAGAUCUGGCCGCGGAAGUUCAGCAGCAAUUACGAGCAUCUACGCAUCAUGGAGCGUGUGGCCGCAUUCUUUAACCUCUUUCUUGGGGUGCGAGGGGCUCAUCGAGUGGGAGCCACUGGCUUUAGGACCUUCUGCAGAAAAUGUAAGUUGUGUGGAGGGGGUUUCUCCACGGCAGCUGCUGAUAUCAUGUACAUUGAUGUAGCCCGUCGUUGGAACGAACGAACCUGUGAGGGCGUGGCAGCGGGCAUGUGCUUCGGCGCUUUCCUAGAGGCCUUUUUCCUGAUCGCAAAGCGGAAGAUGCGGGGAGAAACCCUCUGCGAGAGGGUCGUAGCCCUUGUAGAGCACUGCGAGGUCAACCUGAAUGACUAUCAAGACUGGGACACCAAGAAUCCGCGCCCCGCGCAACGUCGCCUUGGUCGACCGUCCAUGGCAGGAAGGACCCUAACACGCGGGAAAAACAGCUCAGAAAAUUGAAAUGCGGCUGCUGCAGAUGUGCUUUAAUUACAAAAUUAGGCUCAGUCAGUGGCGUAGCUGGAGCUACCGGAGGCACACCACCCCCCUCCCCCCCCCCCUUCCUCGUCGAAUGACAAAGAAAAAGAAGUAAAGGGAUGAAAAAGAAGUAAAGGGAUGAAAAAGAGAAGUGAUAAAAUGAUGAGAAAAGAAGACUUUGAUGCUCGUGCCCCCUCUAAGGCUGGACAUAUGCUACGCCACUGGUUAGGCCUAUGAUGCUUUAUGUUAAGUGCAUCAUCAAUUCCCAAUGCAACUGUGUGCUUGCUGGCCUAUUGUUGCUUCUUGAAAAAGCAAUCUUUGUUUUACUUUACCAAGUUUGAUAUUUUGGGCAGAUAAAUGGUUUCACUGUGUGAGUUUGUGUCCGUAAUUUUGAGAUUGGUUAAAUGAUGGAUUGGAUAUGUUUGGUGCUUUACGUUAUGACUCGUCUAUUUCAAUGUGCAAUGUUUAUUCCGUCCUUUGCUUCGUUAUUUUUAUUUUUUAUAUAAAUUUUGUAUCUGACAUCAUUUGAAAAAUUAUGGAUUCACAUAAGGCCAGUUAUGAUAAAGAACCUAUAAUUCUUACCUGUAUUAAUUAAGAAGCAAUAUUUUUUUCCUGUUUUCUUAUAGGAA